Cheilinus undulatus (humphead wrasse) is the source of this 1303-nucleotide messenger RNA. RefSeq names its product HLF transcription factor, PAR bZIP family member a (gene hlfa). The record is from RefSeq and is a predicted model, not a curated record. NCBI's taxonomy places the organism in Eukaryota, Metazoa, Chordata, Actinopteri, Labriformes, Labridae. The coding region runs from base 247 to 1140 and encodes 297 amino acids. Gene Ontology annotation, molecular function: RNA polymerase II cis-regulatory region sequence-specific DNA binding; DNA-binding transcription factor activity, RNA polymerase II-specific. Gene Ontology annotation, cellular component: nucleus. The transcript is spliced from 4 exons. Gene Ontology annotation, biological process: regulation of transcription by RNA polymerase II.
AGAAGUGUAGAGUCGGCGCUCCGCUCCCUCCUCCUCCUCCUCUACAGCAGCCAGCCUCCCUCCGCCACAGACAGCCAGCCGAUCACCGUCCUGCUGCUGCGCGGACUCCCGUCUUCUCCCUCCGAGCCCCGGCGUCGAAUUACACCGUCAGCGAGGAUCUCCACGGGCCGGUCAGCGAGUUUGGUCGCGUCCUAACCGGGGGGGGAAAUUGAAUCUCGACUUUUCUUCUCCAGCUGCCCUUCAUUAAUGGAGAAAAUGGCCAGACCUAUCCCUCUAAACCCAACUUUCCUGCCGCCGACCCACGGCGUUCUGAAAUCCCUGCUGGAAAAUCCGCUAAAGCUGCCUUUCCACCACGAUGAAGGAUUUGGGAAAGACAAGGAGAAAGAGAAGAAGCUGGAUGAUGAAGGCACCGCCGCCAACCACCCACAGUCAGCUUUCCUGGGACCGACCCUGUGGGACAAGACCCUGCCCUACGAUGGAGACAGUUUCCAGCUGGAGUACAUGGACCUGGAGGAGUUCCUGUCAGAGAACGGCAUCCCCGCCAACACAGCCCAGAGCGACGCUGCCCCACAGGCACCCCAGGCGCCGCAGCAGGCCCCGGCGCCCACCCCACCUACUCCCACCACGCCCUCUGUGGUGGACCUGAGCAGUCGCGCCACCACGUCGGUUCACAACGGCAUGGCGCCUCAGCCCUGCCUCCACAGCCCCGCCACAGCAGCAGCUCGGGACACCCCCAGCCCCAUCGACCCAGAGUCCAUCCAGGUGCCCGUGACCUACGACCCCGACCCCGCCGACCUGGCUCUGUCCAGCGUGCCCGGUCAGGAGAUCUUCGACCCCAGGAAACGCAAAUUCACCGCUGAGGAGCUGAAGCCUCAGCCGAUGAUCAAGAAGGCCCGCAAGGUCUUCAUCCCCGAAGACCUGAAGGACGACAAGUACUGGGCCCGGCGCAGAAAGAACAACGUGGCCGCCAAGAGGUCACGGGACGCCCGGCGGCUGAAGGAGAACCAGAUCGCCAUCCGCGCCGGCUUCCUGGAGAAGGAGAACGCCGCUCUGCGCAUGGAGGUGGCAGACAUGAGGAAGGAGCUGGGCCGCUGCAAGAACAUUCUGGCUAAAUACGAGGCCCGACACGGGCCCCUGUGAGCCCCCGACCCCCCGUACACCAGCCCACACCCUCUCUACCCCCCCUACCCAUCAGCCCUCCAGUUUAAGGACAAUGUGUCUCUUUUGUGGCACUGCCCCCGUCCUCCUCCACCCCUCCCCUCCCCCCCACAUCUGUAUGAUUCUGGUAUUAUAACUGUCAUUA